This is a messenger RNA of Miscanthus lutarioriparius, 378 nucleotides long. Lineage: Eukaryota; Viridiplantae; Streptophyta; Magnoliopsida; Poales; Poaceae. The record is from the annotation of a GenBank genome assembly.
AUGAAGAAGUUCUAUGGUGAUCAUUAUCAAGUUGAACUUGAUGAGUUUGUUACUAUCGUAAAGAAAUUGUACAACUUUUAUGUUAAUUCUGCUCCUACAUCAUCAAAGAAAAUUAACCAUGACCUAGAAGAAUUCUUAUAUGAUGCAAGUGAACCUGCUAUGGUUGAGUCAAAUGAGUUGGAGAGGUAUAUUGCAGAACCACUUCUGAAAAUUGUUGAUUCUAAAAUGGUUGGAUCAAUUGUGAGUGAUCUUGAGGUUGAGGCUUUGGCUAAUGUUGUGGCUAAACUGAAAAUUGAGGAAAAGGACAAGGAGGGGGAUGAGGAAGCAAAAGACAUGAAAAGUGAUCCUGACCUCAUGGAUGAUGCUAAUGAACUGUAG